Messenger RNA from Microplitis demolitor, 1071 nucleotides. Its product is annotated as doublesex- and mab-3-related transcription factor A2. Gene Ontology annotation, molecular function: DNA-binding transcription factor activity, RNA polymerase II-specific; RNA polymerase II cis-regulatory region sequence-specific DNA binding. The coding region runs from base 1 to 1071 and encodes 356 amino acids. The transcript has 3 exons. The record is from RefSeq and is a predicted model, not a curated record. Gene Ontology annotation, biological process: sex differentiation; regulation of transcription by RNA polymerase II. Gene Ontology annotation, cellular component: nucleus. Lineage: Eukaryota; Metazoa; Arthropoda; Insecta; Hymenoptera; Braconidae.
AUGUUGAGAGGAAAGUCGGCUAAGAAAGAUCAUGAUGAGGAGGACGGGAAACAAAGACGGCCAAAGUGUGCUCGCUGCAGAAAUCAUGGACUCAUCUCCUGGUUGCGGGGACACAAAAGAGAGUGUCGUUAUAAAGAAUGUCUUUGUGCGAAGUGUUCUCUCAUUGCUGAAAGACAACGUGUUAUGGCUGCCCAGGUUGCAUUGAAAAGACAGCAGGCCGCUGAAGAUGCGAUAGCUUUGAGUAUGGCCAAAGUUGCUACCGGGCAGAAACUGGAUCGUUUACCACCUGGAAAAAUUUUCGGUAUGGCUGUAACUGACCCUAAUCCUCAAAUAACAUCCCCAGUUAAAGCUGACAUGGAUACUGAUGCUGAUGUUGACGUUAAUCAACCGACAGAUAGCAAUAAAGAGUCGACCGAGUCAGAGGGUGGUAAUUCUGCCAAAGAAAAUGAGCUUAAUUUUAAACUCAACUCAUCACUCGACAAAAAGAAAAGCAAUAUCUUCAAUGCCGUUGAUCGAAGUGAUUCAGAAGACCAAAGUAGCAAAGAAACACCAGCUAUUUCUCAGACAUCAGUUGAAACUCUCGUUCGAUUAUUUCCCAGCACUAAAUUAUCAGUUUUACAACUGGUACUCCAGAGAUGCGGCCAGGAUUUACUUAAAGCCAUUGAGUACUUUGCCAAUGACAGCAACUCAUGCACCACAUCGGCGUUUCACCCGCUCCAGAGUUCAUCGUCAGAUGUACGAACCACCACCGAUUACCCCAGUGUCUUUACACUGCCUCCAGUUUACUCGAAUUUAUCCCGCAGUUUUUACAACGACGGCUACUGUCUUCUCAACAUCUUGCCCGACGCGGCAUUGUCACGCAGCGGUGAAUUAUCUCGGGUUAUCAGUCCGCUUGAACAAGACAGCAGCGUUGCUUUCAAUGUUCAGUAUAAUAAUUAUUUUAAUGCUGACAUACAGCAACAGUUGCGUGAACACACGUCAAGAUCUGCUGGAUUAUUUCAUUUACCUCCGAUAAUUCCUGGUGUUCCCUGUGUUACUCCUAAUUGCACUCAAUGUUACAAAUUUAUAUGA